CGGCACUUUUCAUGGAGCAACAACAAACAUUGUUUAAAACUGGCAGCCCGGCGUCCGAAGAGUCAAAAGCCGCUCUCUUCCUGGAAUCAAAGCCUGACGUUCCUCCCUCUCCUUCCUGAUCUAAAAUAGCUCUGUGGAGCUAACAUCUGCUGAAGAUGAAACUCACACAGUCACUGUGACUGAGAGGUGAAAUGGCGCAGCAGGCAGUUCAUGUGGACCGAGAAACUUUCUCCUGUCCGAUCUGUCUGGAUCUACUGAAGGAUCCGGUGACGAUUCCCUGUGGACACAGCUACUGCAUGAGCUGCAUUAAAAGCUUCUGGGAUGAGAAUGAGGAGAAGAAAAUCUACCACUGCCCUCAGUGCAGACAGACCUUCACACCAAGGCCUCUCCUGCAGAAGAACACCAUGCUAGCAGCUUUAGUGGAGCAGCUGAAGAAGACUGGACUCCAAGCUGCUCCUGCUGAUCACUGCUAUGCUGGACCUGAAGACGUGGCCUGUGAUUUCUGCACUGGGAGGAAACUGAAAGCCUUCAGGUCCUGUCUGGUCUGUUUGGUUUCCUACUGUAGGAAUCACCUCCAACCUCACCUUGAUGUCGCUGGACUGAAGAAACACAAGCUGGUGGAGCCGUCCAAGAACCUCCAGAAGAAAAUCUGCUCUCAGCAUGAUGAAGUGAUGAAGAUGUUCUGCCGCACUGAUCAGAAGUGUAUCUGUCUCAUCUGUUUAAUGGAUGAACAUAAAGACCAUGACACAGUGUCAACUGCAGCAGAAAGGACUGAGAGGCAGAGAGAGCUGGAGGAGAGGCGGCGAAGCAUCCAUCAGGGAAUCCAGGACAGAGAGAAAGAUGUGAAGCUGCUUCAGCAGGAGGUGGAGGCCAUCAAUCACUCUGCUGAUGAAGCAGUGGAGGACAGUGAGAAGAUCUUCACUGAGCUGAUCCGUCUCCUCCAGAAAAGAAGCUCUGAGGUGAAGCACCACAUCAGAUCCCAGCAGGAAGAUGAAGUGAGUCGAGUCAAAGAUGUUCAGGAGAAGCUGGAGCAGGAGAUCACUGAGCUGAAGAGGAAAGACGCUGAGCUGGAGCAGCUCUCACACACAGAGGAUCACAACCAGUUUCUCCUCAACUACCCCUCACUGCCACCCAGGGAGCCUAAAGGCUCAUCCAGCAUCAACAUCCGUCCUCUGAGCUGUGACUCAGCUGCUGCCACAUCCUUAAAGAGUCUCGGAGGUAAACUACAGGAUGUCCUGAGAGACACGUGGACAAACAUCUCACUGAUGGUCACUGAGGUGGAUAAUCUAUUCUCAGAACCAGAACCAAAGAGCAGAGCUGGAUUAUUAAAAUAUUCAUGUGAAAUCACUCUGGAUCCAAACACAGCACACAGAAAUCUGUUAUUAUCAGAGAGGAACAGGAAGGCACAACGAAUGUGCCAACAUCAGUCUUAUUCUCAACACCCAGACAGAUUCACCGGAUGUUACCAGGUCCUGAGCAGAGAGCGUCUGACUGGACGUUGUUACUGGGAGGUGGAGUGGAGCGGGCAGCAAGUUUAUGUAGGAGUCGCAUACAAGAAUAUCAACAAAGCAGGAUGGGGAAAUGAAUGUGUAUUUGGACAUAAUGCCAAUUCUUGGGUAUUGAGUUGUUCCCAAAGUGGUUUUAGUUAUGGCCACAACAACUUCUGGACCUCCGUCUCAGGUCCAGUUUCCUCCAGAGUGGGAGUGUUCCUGGAUCACGGAGCAGGUCUUCUGUCCUUCUACAGCGUCUCUAAGACCAUGACUCUCCUCCACAGAGUCCAGACCAGAUUCACUCAGCUGCUUCAUGCUGGGGUUUAUGUUUGUGGUUCUGUAGAGUUCUGUAAACCCAACUCCUCUCCUCCUUCUGAUUGUUGAUCAGGGUUUGUUGUUCUGAUGGCUCUGCUGUUCUGUUCUUUAUUCGUCUGGUUUAAUUGUAGUUCUCUGUGAUCCAGGAGCCAUAAUGGAAUCACAGCUGAUUUCUGUCAUUCUUAUUUACCAAAAUGUUUCUGUCACUCUUAUAUUUAAUAUUUCCAAUGAUAAAUUUGUUGUUUAUUUUCCUCUGUUCUGCUGAACAAAUGUUGUUCUUGUUUAGAUCAGCUGAGACUGAAGUGAAAUGAACUUGCUCUUAUAUUUUUAUUGUGAUUCAAAGAGAACUGAAACUAA
Messenger RNA from Poecilia latipinna (sailfin molly), 2162 nucleotides. RefSeq names its product tripartite motif-containing protein 16-like. The transcript is spliced from 3 exons. Bases 192 to 1874 code for a protein of 560 amino acids. Lineage: Eukaryota; Metazoa; Chordata; Actinopteri; Cyprinodontiformes; Poeciliidae. The record is from RefSeq and is a predicted model, not a curated record. Gene Ontology annotation, molecular function: protein binding; zinc ion binding.